AGACAAUCACCAUAUCCCAUCUUGUACCAACAUAUCCAGCGAAUAAUCAACUGCAUUCUUUCUUCUUCAGCCCGUCACUUGCAUUUCCCGCGUAUACCCAUUACAAUACAGCAUUUCUGUUCCAAACAAUGUCUCUGGCUCAGGAAUGGGAGUCGCUUAAAACACUCCCCAAGAAAGACGUCAAGCCAUCGCCAGAAAUAGGGGCCAAGGCUCCCACGCAUCCGAAUCUCACACUACCGAUCGACAAGCCCACAAUCAUUGCUUUUCUGCGGCAUUGCGGCUGCCCUUUCGCCGAAAAAACUUUCAAGUCUCUCGCCAAGCUCUCCAACGACUACAAAGACAUAAACUUCGUCGCUGUCUCGCAUUCCUCGUCCGAGGCCACGGAGCGCUGGGUCGUCAAGGUUGGCGGCAACUGGGACGUGAGCGUCGUUAUUGACGAGGAGCGCGACCUCUACUCGCUGUUCGGGCUCGGCCUAUCGACAACUUGGCAUCUGAUGAACCCCAUCUCCCUCUACAACACGCUUCAGCUCGGCAAAAAAGAGAAUAUCUGGAAUCGUCCCACCGAGAGCGGUUCGCGCUGGCAGAUGUCCGGUGCCUUCGCCAUCGAUGAGAGAGGCUACGUCAGGUGGAAAUCCAUCGCCGCACGGUCCGACGACAUGCCCAAAUGGGACGCCGCUAUUCAAAGCGUUGGCGUCACCCCCAAGCCCAAACCACCACCACCUGUCCAAACGCAUGGUUUCUUGUGAGGCAACGGAAAAUAUGGAGAACAAGAUGGGGAAGAAUGUUGGCUUUUUCCAGCAGAACGACAAAUUUAUCGUGCUGGGCAUUGACUGUACACUAACUGCCAGGAAGACAGAGCAGCACCCAAGCACGCAAAACCAUGUGAAGCCUAGGCUAUGCGGCGUUUGCUAGGAAUUGCGGUUUGUAUCAAAUUUCAAUUGUAUAUCUUUCAUCUAUAGCUAUGCAAUAGCCGGACUCUAUCGGCUAACACCAACCGGUCUUUGCCAGUGAUGUGGCCGGUAUUACAUCACACAUAAUUAACGAAGCAUAAUAGCGAUAGAUAGCACGCGAGGUUUCUAUCUCGAUGAUUACACUAUAGUAUAUUUCACCAUUUUGGAUCUACAUGCAAAUGGUAACGCGUGGCUUAUCAAAUGUGGGACAUGUCAGCGCUUUCACUUUAACUUCAAUUCUUAGUUAAGGAAGACACAAAACAAUCCGUUAGGUUUAAGAUGGUAGCAAAGUUAUUUAGAACAUAU
This is a messenger RNA of Xylaria bambusicola, 1256 nucleotides long. RefSeq lists its product as uncharacterized. Lineage: Eukaryota; Fungi; Ascomycota; Sordariomycetes; Xylariales; Xylariaceae. The record is from RefSeq and is a predicted model, not a curated record. Bases 129 to 746 code for a protein of 205 amino acids. The transcript has 2 exons.